Messenger RNA from Melanotaenia boesemani (Boeseman's rainbowfish), 1788 nucleotides. It is a transcript of the gene mocs3, whose product is annotated as molybdenum cofactor synthesis 3. Gene Ontology annotation, molecular function: thiosulfate-cyanide sulfurtransferase activity; URM1 activating enzyme activity; adenylyltransferase activity. Gene Ontology annotation, biological process: tRNA wobble position uridine thiolation; protein urmylation. Lineage: Eukaryota; Metazoa; Chordata; Actinopteri; Atheriniformes; Melanotaeniidae. The transcript has 13 exons. The record is from RefSeq and is a predicted model, not a curated record. Gene Ontology annotation, cellular component: cytosol; cytoplasm. The coding region runs from base 145 to 1524 and encodes 459 amino acids.
UUCACGUGGUCAACCCGGAAGUUCGCUCCGUAUUCUUCAUGUGUUUUUGUUACACAGAUACUUUGUUGCUAACCCCCUCCUUUUUUGCUUAAUUUAUAGGAUUUUUACUAUAUUUUUGUACAUCUGUGCAUUUUGCUGGCACAUAUGGCUGAAGAGGUGUGCAGUUUGAAGGCACAACUCGAGGAGAGAGAAAAAGAGAUAGCAGCCCUGAAGAAUAAAUUGGCCAAAAUGGAAAAGAGCCAUAACUCAGUUUUGGAGCUACACAACAAAGUGACACCGCUAACCCCCCUGUUAGCCAAACCAGCACUCAGCAACGAGGACAUCAUGCGGUACAGCAGACAGCUACUUCUGUCUGAGCUUGGAGUGCAAGGUCAGCUAAACUUGUCCAAGACUUCAGUGCUGAUUGUGGGCUGUGGAGGGCUGGGCUGCCCUCUGGCACAGUAUCUGGCAGCAGCCGGCAUUGGGCGCCUUGGCCUUUUAGAUUAUGAUGAAGUGGAGCUCAGUAACCUGCAUAGGCAGGUGCUUCAUGGGGAGGAGAACCAGGGCCAGGCCAAGGCUCUAUCUGCUGCCAGCGCAGUUAGAAGGCUAAAUUCCACAGUAGAGUGUGUUCCCUACCACCUGCAGCUCUCACCAGAGAAUGCCUUGCAACUCAUUCAACAAUAUGACAUUGUGGCUGAUUGUUCAGACAAUGUCCCCACUCGUUACUUGGUGAAUGAUGCCUGUGUGCUCAGUGGCAAACCUCUUGUUUCAGCAAGUGCCUUACGAAUGGAGGGCCAGCUGACAGUGUAUAACUACCAUGGAGGCCCCUGUUAUAGGUGUUUAUACCCAGUUCCUCCACCUCCAGAGACUGUGACCAACUGUUCUGAUGGAGGGGUGUUAGGAGUGGUUCCAGGUAUAAUGGGCUGCUUCCAGGCUUUGGAGGUCCUCAAAAUUGCCUCUGGGCAGGGCUCUUCCUGUGGUCAGCAGCUGGUGAUAUUUGAUGCUCAAGAUGCCAGAUUCAGGUCUAUCAAGCUGCGGGCCAAACAAGCUGGCUGUGCAGUGUGUGGAGAAAACCCCAGCGUUACCCAGCUAAUAGACUAUGAGGCUUUCUGUGGGUCUGCUGCCACAGAUAAGUGCCGCAAACUUAAUCUCCUGUCCAAAGAUCAGAGGAUCACAGUGCAGGAUUAUAAAUCAAAGGUGGACAGCUCAGAGCCUCAUAUCUUGUUGGAUGUGCGCCCCCUUGUGGAAGUGGACAUAUGCCACUUGCCCUUUUCUCUCAAUAUUCCUCUCUCCAGUUUAGAGGAGAAGAAGACUGAACAUCUCCAGUUACUUCAGGAAAGAAUCAGCCAGUUGAAACAACAGAUGGCAGGUGACUGCCAGCCAUCAGUUUAUGUCGUCUGUAAGCUGGGAAACGACUCUCAGAAAGCGGUGCAGGUUCUGGAAAAAAUGAGUGGAUCAGAAGUGAACUGUAUCAAUGUGAAAGACAUCAGUGGAGGCCUCAUGGCUUGGGCGAAGAGAAUAGACCCCACAUUUCCACAGUAUUAAUGCAUUAAUUUUAAAUAACUUUUUGCUAAUAAACUUUCCUCUAAGACUGUUGAUGAUUCUUUUAUAUCUUCUAUCUAUACUGAGCAUCUUGCCUUGUCAUGAAUUACACAAUCUCUCAAGACAAUUAAAAGAUCAAGUUCCUACUUUUUAUCUGUGAAUUGUCUGCUGUAUGGCAUGUACAUAUGCUCACAAAGUCACGUGUUUUGUCUUUUGUUUUGAUGUAAAUCCCUAAAAAGUUGAAUAAGUUGUAGAGAAUAUCUCCUU